Molecule: messenger RNA, 3582 nt
Organism: Rosa chinensis
Lineage: Eukaryota; Viridiplantae; Streptophyta; Magnoliopsida; Rosales; Rosaceae
Exons: 8
Coding region: 1-3582 (1193 amino acids)
Source: RefSeq, a predicted model, not a curated record
AUGGUGAAUAUGAGGAGAUUGGGAUUAGAUGAAAAAGAGAUGGUGAAGAUGGAAUUUGAUAGGAUUAGGAGGAGGAGGAGGAGUUUGAAAUUUACUGAAUUUUGGGGCGAGUGGAAAAGAGAUGGUGAAGAUGAGGAGAUUGGGAGCCAACUCGGGUAUGAUUAUUCUGUUAGUUCUUACUUCAAAUUGGCAACCUCCGUAACGGAACUAACAACUUCAGAUAGUGAUUGGGCAGGAGAUGAAAAGGCAAAGAGCACCUCUGGUUAUGUUUUUGAUAUUGGUUCUGGAGUUAUAUAUUGGUCAUCAAAGAAGCAGCAAGUGGUAGCUCUUUCAUCAACUGAAGCAGACGAACUUGAUAACAAAUCUUUGAUCAACGAUAUGGACAAGGAAUGGAUAUUUUUAGAUAAGCACACUGAUGAAUAUAAUGCUGGAUUAGAUGCAUUCCUCAAUUAUGCCUUAGAGCAUGCUUCUUUUGAAGGUACAAUCAAGUGUCCGUGUAAAAGGUGUCAUAAUGGCUACAAUAGACUACCUGCUAUUGUUGAGCAACAUCUUAGGGUGGAUGGCAUCGGCAUGGAUCCUAAAUAUGUUAACAUCCCCUGGACCGAGCAUGGUGAGCAUUUACCAGCUGUAGUUGAUCAUAAUAUGGCAGGGCCUUCAUCAUAUCAACCAGAUUUUAAUUUGCCGGGACCGUCGUCACAUCAACCAGAUUCUGAUGUGCAAGAUAUGUUGCACGAUGCAUUUGGCAUGUAUGAAGGUGAAGAUGAUUUACAAGAACCAUCAGAUCCUACUGAAGGUCCAUCCUUGCCUAACGACCCUACCCCUGAUGCACAAAGAUUUUACCAGCUUUUAGAAAAAUCUGACACUGAAUUAUACCCUGGGGAAACUCUUCCUGCUUCCUUCUAUUUAACAAAAAAGUUCAUCAAAAGUCUUGGGUUGACAUACCAGAAAAUCGAUGCGUGUCCUAAUGAUUGCAUGUUAUAUUGGAAGGAAUAUGCUUCAAACACAGUUUGUCAUGUAUGUGGUACUAGUCGGUACAAAGAGAACACCUCCCCCAUAAAGAAGGUACCAGCCAAAGUUUUGCGUUACUUUCCAUUAGGGCCAAGACUUCAAAGGUUGCACAUGUCUCGCCACACCUCUGAAUUUAUGGUUUGGCAUUCUAAAAAGAGACCACGAGAUGGGGUUCUACGUCAUCCAGCCGAUUCUCUUGCUUGGAAAGAAUUAGACAAAAUUGACAAUAAUUUUGGCUCUGAUGGUCGAAAUGUCCGUUUGGGUCUAGCCAGUGACGGAUUCAACCCUUUCGGUAUGAUGAGCUUGUCCCACAGUACUUGGCCUGUUAUCGUUACUGUCUAUAAUCUCCCUCCUUGGUUAUACAUGAAAAAGUCAUACAUGAUGCUAUCGUUGCUCAUCCCAGGCCCUAAAAGUCCCGGAAAUGACAUAGAUGUGUAUCUACAGCCUUUGAUAGAUGAAUUGAAAAUGCUAUGGGCAGAAGGGGUUCCUACAUAUGACGCGUUUAAAAAAAAGGUUUUUCAUAUGAGAGCUGCAUUAUUGUGGACUAUAAAUGACUUCCUUGCAUAUGCCAUGUUGUCUGGGUAUAGCACAAAGGGAUCUAAGGCUUGCCCAACUUGUGGUGAAGAGACUGAUUCUUUUAGGUUGCAUCAUGGUAAGAAAGAAAUCUACAUGGGACAUCGAAAGUGGCUACCAGAUAACCAUAUUUUUCACACAUGGUAUAAUAACUUCAAUGGAUCAACUGAGCAUCAUAAACCGCCUAAACCAAUGACAGGUUUAGAUUGUUUGAGAGCGUUAAGUACAUUGAGCUUUCAAUUUGGAAAGGGAAAGGAAACAAGUUCUGAUCGUAAAAGGAAACGAGUUCAGAAUAAUGAUAGCACAAAAUAUACAGGACCGUGGAGGAAGCAGAGUAUUUUUUUUCAACUACCUUAUUGGAAGGACUUAUUAUUGCGUCAUAAUAUAGAUGUCAUGCAUGUUGAGAAGAAUGUUACAGAGAGUGUCAUUGGGACUUUGCUAGGAAUUGAUGGAAAAAAUAAAGAUAGCUUAAAGGCACGCCUUGACAUGGUCUUAAUGGGUGUUAAGCGUUCGCUCCAUCCUGAGGCACGCGGUAACCGAACAUGGCUGCUCUCAGCAAAAUACACUUUAUCCAAUGAUGAGAAGACACUAAUGUGCAAAGUACUUGAUUCGGUUCGGGUGUCUGAUGGAUUUUCAUCGAACAUUCGUAGAUGUGUAAGAGUUGAUGAAAGAAAAUUGAUUGGUCUUAAAAGUCAUGAUUGUCACAUAAUCAUGCAGUAUCUACUUCCAGUGGCCAUCCGUCGUUCACUAAAACCAGACAUAACCAAGGUGCUAUUGGAACUCAGCGCAUUUUUCAGACAAGUAUGUACCAAAGUUGGUACUGUGGACCAUUUUCGUGAUCUAUCAAAUCGGAUUGCUGAAACACUUUGCAAAUUAGAGAUGAUAAUGCCACCAUCUUUUUUUGACGUCAUGGUACACCUUCUAAUACACUUGGCAAACGAGGCAGCAAUUGCAGGACCUGUGCAAUUUCGAUGGAUGUACCCAAUCGAAAGAUACUUACAUGACUUAAAAAAGUAUGUACGCAAUAGGAGUAGGCCUAAGGCAAGCAUUGCAGAGGGUUAUAUAAUUGAAGAAUGUCUAUCAUUUUGCACAAUGUAUCUGUCAGAUGGAGUUGAGUCAAAAAGAGCAAGGAUUGGUCGUAAUGCUGAUGACCCUGGGAUUGUUCCUCGUAAAGGAUUACCAUUAUUUGUCGGAAUGGGAUGGUCCAUCGAACCAAGACACGAGUUUACACUAACUGACCUUGAGUGGGAACUCAUUGUUGACAUUGUUAGCGACCAUGUGGCAAACACACAGCGGACUAAGAAUAGACGCACAACUUUGAUGGAGGGUGAAAGACAAGCAAAUAAUACAUUUUCGACAUACUUUCAGGAAUUGAUUGAGAGAAGAGUACAACGAAAAGAAGUUGUCGACCCAGACAUUAGAGCCUUGCCUAUAGGACCACAUAAAAAGGCAAGGCGAUUCAACAAGUACAUCAUGAACGGGUUUCGCUUUUUUGUUAAAUGUAUCGAUGCCCAAUCAAAUACUCAAAACUGCAGUGUGUUUGUUAAAGCUGGGGUGAGUAGCUAUGCUACUGCGGGAGAUCGCAGACCAAGGGAUGGUGUAAAAGAUUACUAUGGUGUACAAACAGACAUCAUUGAGCUAGAUUAUCACCAUGGUCGAAAAGUCUUAUUAUUCGAUUGUGAUUGGGCAGAUAAUAGAGUUCGCAAUAGAGCCGUCAAAAUGGACGAGUAUGGCUUCAUUUUUGUAAAUUUUGAUCAUCUACUUCCUAAACCUGACACUCUCAUUCUUGCGUCACAAUCAGUGCAAUUUUUCUAUGUUCAAGACCCAACUGAACCGAAUUGGCACACAGUGAUCCGAACCCAACCCAGAGAUUUAUUUGAUAUGGGCACAGACAUAGAACUAGAGCCCUAUGAUGCCCAAAAUUUGAUUGUAGAGAUUAACGAUGACGGAAUAGCAAGAACAGACAUGGACGGUGUUCUAGUGAAUGAUGUCAUAGAAUGA